CAUGGAUUCUUCACCACCACGGCCAUGGCAGCUAGUCCAAUUGACGAGUCGGUCUUCCGUCAAGCCUUGGACAAAUUUCGAAGUAGCCUGACUGCAGCUGAAGAUCAGGACUUUCAGUUGACGACGGCGGACGACUUGAGAGAUGCAAUUGCAAAGCUUCAAAAUAAGCAAAUGUCGGAGAGGAAGAUGCGAAAUUUUAAUCGCCUUCGGGACUUUGUCGAGAGAAUGGAACAGUUCGGCACGGUUGUCGAGGUUUUCCUCAACGCAUCUAUGUUUGUGGCCUAUAUCUGGGGUCCCAUUAAAUUUCUUUUAUUAAUUGCCAGCUCCUACACAGCUGCUUUCGAUGCCUUGCUCGAGAUGUACGAAGAUAUGGCGGUGAAUCUUCCCAUGUUGAAGCAGUACCAGACUCUCUUCCAGGACAAUCCACACAUGCGGACAAUUCUUCACAUGGUUUAUGGCGACAUUCUCAAAUUUCACAAGAAGGCUCUGAAAUUUUUCAAGCAAAAGGUCUGGAGACAGAUAUUCCAAGCGACCUGGAAGAAUUUACGUACAAAGUUCUCCCGUAUAAUUGAAAAUUUCCAGUCUCACAAGUUGCUACUGGAGAGCCAGGCAAACCUUCUUCAGUUUGCGGAGUUCCGGAGAUCCCAGGCGGAUGCACAGGACCGAUAUCGCUCUCGUAAGGAAGAUGAGAAUCGGAAGAAGCGAAUUGUUAUACGAGACUGGCUGAGUGCUGCCAGCUCUGCAGAUGACCAGGAGAAGUACAAAAUGGAGCGAUUUGAGUAUCCAGGUACAGGGAGCUGGAUACUGAAGAAUAACUAUAUUCGUACCUGGUGUGAUCCGACUAUUUCAUGCACGUCACUGCUGUGGUUGACCGGUAUUCCCGGGGCGGGGAAGACAAUUCUAGCAUCACUACUUGUAGAAGAGCUGCAAAAGACCCCAUCGACAUGCGUCCUCUUCUUCUACUGUAAACAUGGGGACCAGGAACGAAACUCCUUCAUUUCGAUUGCGCGAAGUCUUCUUGGGCAGCUGCUCAGAUACAACAAGGAUUUACUUCCAUACUUUUAUAACUCUGCUGUAGAAAGCGAUACAAAGACUCUCACUUCGAUAUCUGUGGCGCAAAGCAUGUUAAGUGUCGCCUUUAAAAGCAGACCACGCAUCUUUAUUGUUCUUGAUGGUAUCGACGAAUGCGAUCCGGAUGAAAUUAAGAAGAUCAUCCCAUGGUUCCAGAAGGAAGUAGAAUCCAUCAACGAGAAUGGCUCUGAAGGUAUUCGCUGUCUCUUUAUUAGCCAGGAUGAUCAAAUUUGUCGCAGAUUUCUUAAACACACACCCACUGUCAAGAUAUCGAGCGACGACAAUGCUGCAGACAUCAAGUUCUACUGCGACAAGCUCAGCGAGUCCUGGAUAGAUACAUUCGGAAUUUUAGAUGACGAACGGAAAGCUGUGGUAGCAUCUGUCGUGGACCAUGCCGAUGGGAUGUUUCUAUUCGCGAGACUGGUCAUGCACAACCUCUCCAAUCAGGCGUCACGAGCAGAUUUCAGUCUGGAGACUAGUUUGGAGAUAUUCCCUCGUGGAUUAGAUGAAGCUUAUGGCCGUAUUAUCACACGAAUUCUAAGGAAAGACAGCGACGCAGACACCAAGUAUACCAGUAAGCUGCUGGGAUGGCUGGUGUGUGCAAAACGUCCACUAAAAUGGCACGAGAUCCAAGGUGCUAUUGCGAUAGACCUGGAAACACAAACUAUCGACUUUGAAAAGCGCAAGUUAAGGGUGGACUCGAAGCAUCUGUGUGGUUCUCUGGUGGAAAUCCGUGCAGGAGGGACCAUUGAACUCGUUCACACCACAGCCAAACUGUACCUUGUCAAGCAAGACUAUGUACUGGAAAGCAAAGAAGCGUACGAUCUGUGCCAGCUCUGCCUAGGAUAUCUUAACCAUCCUUGCAUCAACAGUAAACUAGACGGGGAUGUGUUGAAACAAUACGUCUUGGACGGUCAUUAUGCAUUUAUCGACUACGCCAUCGUCAAUUGGAUACACCAUUUGGAAGACUGCAUGAGACACAUUAAAACAUACGACUCGAAAUCAUUCAAGCGGCUCGCUGACGAAGUACAAAGGUUCCUCGAUCACCAUUCCUCAGAGGAGGAUCUCGACUAUCCUGUGUCAAGGGAAACGAAAAGCAAACUGCAACCAUUCAAGAAUGAAAGUUUCUAUGCCAAAUUGUUGCGGACUUUUGAGUAUUGGAAAAACGAAACGGAAACCGCAGCCAAGCGUUCGGACGAUUGCUAUCUGGUGGAUCUAAAGCUAGCCCUAGAAGCUAUUCGGUGCACGGUUGAAGAUCUGGUCCUGCAGCAUCGAUUGCAAGCAUUUUAUGGAGAGGGAAUAUUCAAGUGCUCCCGUCUCUACUGUAAAUUCUUCUAUGAAGGAUUUGAAUCCCUCAAGAUGCGCAUACAGCACGAUCAACAACAUGAGCGCUCGUUUCUCUGCAUGUUUCCCACUUGCCCGGCUUCACAACUAGGAUUCGCCACUAAGAAUGAGCUUGCUGCACAUAUCACCAAAUGGCACCAACUCUCCGCAUCAGGCGAUACUGAGUUUCCGAUCUAUCAAGAUCCCACAUCCAUUGAUGUGUGGCAUGCCAGCGCCACUGGUAAUGUGGCAGCUGUCGAGCGCUGGACUGAGCAAUUCACAACACAGGAGCUAUUCGACCGAGUCGUCGGGAAGAGGGACUUGUGGAAAAGAUAUCUACAGGAUAGUCCCUUGGGCAUUGCUAUUGCAAAACAACACUACGCUAUAGUAAAACUACUUCUUGAAAAGACUCUAGAUCCCGGGAAAUAUGUUUAUCAAGUCAUUGAAACGGCAUGUUUAAGUAGGAAAUAUUCGAUUCUUAAGUCUGUACUUCAAAUUCCGAGAGUAAAGGAUACUUCAAACGAACCUGCGCUAGAAAGACAUGUCUCGACUCUUCUAGCUCGUCAUGAAGAUAGCCUAGCUCGAUGCCUAUUAGAAUAUAUCUACAGUGAUGGGUCAAUCUCAACGCAAAAGCCGAUCAGCGUGGCGAGCCGUUAUGGAUGCUUGUCUACGCUUCAGUAUCUUGUCGAAAAUGGACAGGAUCCUAACAUACCUGACCCGAAAACUAGACUGAAUGCCCUCGGUACGGCUGCAAAGUAUGGACACAUCAAAGUUGUGGAGUUUUUGAUUGACCACCAGUUAUGCAUCGUUGACAUAGCCUUUCCACAGGUGGAAGAGGCUCUGCACGAAGCUGCAAGGAGCGGGCAUGAGGAUAUUAUCCGCAUCAUGUUUCCAGAAUCUCCACAUCAUACAUCUGUGCAAAGUGCUCUAAAAAUUGCACAGCUGCGGAAUGCGGCAUGCCAUGGAAAUGCAGAAAUCGUUCAACACCUUCUCGAAGACGACGAAUUGCCGCUUACCCGUCGUGAUGCCGACGACUUCACGCCCUUAUUACACGCAGUGAAAAAUGGCCACUUGUCCGUAGCUUCACUUUUACUUAAUUCGGGGCGUGAUGCAGGAAUCAAUAUGACAUGCAAUUUUCGGUAUCUGAGAAGGAAUCAUAACGGGUGGACAGCCUUGCUGCUAGCUACACUCCAUGGACAUCUUGCAAUUGUUAAACGACUCCUCCAAUGCGAAGGUAUCGAUAUUGAAGUAGAGGUAUACGUAAACUGGCAAUUGGGCCGUAUGCAUAGGUAUAGAAACGCUCUUCAAAUUGCAAAAUGGAAGAAUUACACAGAAAUCGUGGAUGCUAUCCAGGAAUACAAAGCCACUCAUCCACACCCUACUCAGACUGAGGCUAAGAGUCCAGAUCCAUACCGAAUACAUGAAGUUCAGAGUCCAACGAACGUACCCAACGAUAACCCAUGGAUUGACUCGGGAACGCCUACCUGGGACCCGGCAACACCUGGUAAUAAUACGCUAGAAGUGAGCCCAAGUAUAGGUGAAGACCAAGAUACAGCUUAUGCAGCUACAUCACCCUCCGAAUUCACCUCGGCCUCUACCCCAUCUCCCGACGAUAUCGAUUAUACUCAACCUCUCGAGGAUGGUUAUUUUAACCCAAGUUAGCUAGAAUGGGGGGGAUUCAACACCACUGUCGUCUUUAGUUUGCCAAAUGCCAACUCAGAUAUGUACUAGAGUUCAUAAGAUGUUAGCGGCAAAGUCCGGAGUAUUUAUAUAUCUAUAUAUAUUCACGUCCCGACCUUGGGUUCCUCUGCAAUUAGUUUGUGUAAAUGAG
Talaromyces proteolyticus is the source of this 4225-nucleotide messenger RNA. RefSeq lists its product as uncharacterized. NCBI's taxonomy places the organism in Eukaryota, Fungi, Ascomycota, Eurotiomycetes, Eurotiales, Trichocomaceae. The coding region runs from base 25 to 4056 and encodes 1343 amino acids. The record is from RefSeq and is a predicted model, not a curated record. Gene Ontology annotation, molecular function: protein binding. The transcript is spliced from 9 exons.